Nestor notabilis (Kea) is the source of this 1322-nucleotide messenger RNA. It is a transcript of the gene EIF2B3, whose product is annotated as eukaryotic translation initiation factor 2B, subunit 3 gamma, 58kDa. NCBI's taxonomy places the organism in Eukaryota, Metazoa, Chordata, Aves, Psittaciformes, Psittacidae. Gene Ontology annotation, cellular component: eukaryotic translation initiation factor 2B complex; guanyl-nucleotide exchange factor complex. Gene Ontology annotation, molecular function: translation initiation factor activity; guanyl-nucleotide exchange factor activity. The annotation marks the transcript as partial. The transcript is spliced from 9 exons. The record is from RefSeq and is a predicted model, not a curated record. Gene Ontology annotation, biological process: cytoplasmic translational initiation.
AGGUCAUUGUGAUUACAAGGAAGGAAAUCCAGAAGAUGUUAAACUUGGACACAAAAAUGAAGCUGGAUUUUGUGUGCAUCAGUGACAACAUGGACAUGGGUACAGCAGAUUCACUGAGACAUAUUCACCAGAAAAUAAAGACUGAUGUCUUGGUGCUGAGCUGUGAUCUGAUCACAGAUGUUGAUUUAUAUAAAGUCGUGGAUCUCUUUCGGACUCAUGAUGCUACUCUGUCCAUGUUGAUGAAGAAAACUCAUGAACCCACAGAAGUGGUACCAGGACAGAAAGGGAAAAAAAAGCCAGUGGAGCAGCGCGACUUCAUUGGAGUGGAUGACACAGGCAAAAGAUUGCUCUUCAUGGCUAAUGAAGCUGACUUGGAUGAAGAACUUGUCAUUAAAAGAUCCAUCCUUCAGAAGCACCCCAGGAUGCAUAUCAGAACAGGGCUGAUGGAUGCCCAUCUCUACUGUCUGAAGAAAUAUGUGGUAGACUUCCUUGUAGAAAACAGAUCAGUCACAUCUCUCCGGAGUGAACUGAUUCCACAUCUGGUUAGGAAACAGUUCUCUUCUCCUACAUCAUUGCAGCAAGGACUAGACAACAGAGAAGAGGACCAAAAGAAAAAAGAACAAGCAUCCCUAGACAUUUAUAGUUUCAUAAAAGAAGAUAAUAGCUUGCUGAAACCUGCUGCAGAUAACUCUUGUUGGAAUGAUCAUAGAGGAGAUAUGAAUGAAACUCUCCAUGAAGGAAAAGUGCGCUGCUACGUCCAUAUAAUGAAAGAGGGACUGUGCUACCGAGUGAAUACUCUUGGCUUGUAUAUUGAAGCUAACCGACAGGUUCCCAAGCUAUUGCUUAACCUGGGUCUGGAAGAGCCACUGGUUCAUGGGUCAGCACAGAUCACUGACAGAGGCAUGGUUGGAUCGGACAGCAUCAUUGGGUCAUCCACACAAGUGGGGGAGAAGACAUCCAUUAAACACUCCAUCAUCGGCAGCAUGUGUACCAUAAAAGACAAAGUUAAGAUAACAAACUGCAUCAUCAUGAAUUCUGUUACAAUUGAGGAAGGGUGCUGUCUUCAGGGCAGUGUCAUUUGUCAUAACGCCGUGAUAGAGAAGGGCGCAGACAUCAAAGACUGUUUGAUUGGAAGCGAUCAGAGGCUGGAAACCAAAGGUAAGCAGCAGAGCUGUAUUUACAGUGCCUUUGUAAUAAUUUUCAGGAAUUCUUCCUUGAGGUUUUUACUCCUGCUUCUUCAUGAAGUGCCAGUAAACAGUGGCAGCUCUACAGUGUGAUGUCCUAUAAUAUUGGGAUUUGUUUUUCAUGGAAAGUACAGCUUC